GUGAGUGAAGCACCGCGCGCUCGCUGUCAGUUUUAAAGUGACGGAGAUGACUGAGGAGCGCGAGAGGUCACGCGCCGAGCCCCCGUGCAGUCCGUGCAGCUCCGCGUGUCAAGAGUCCGACUCCGACGCGCCGCUGUCGCCCGCUGGAUCUGACGGACACGCGUCAGUCGUUAGGAAACCGGAGGACGCGGAUGCGCGAUUCCCGGCGUGUAUCAGGGACGCGGUGUCGCAGGUGCUCAAAGGCUAUGACUGGUCUCUCGUGCCCAUGCCAGCGCGAGGCGGGAGCGCGCUCAAGAGUAAACCGCACGUGAAGCGACCGAUGAACGCCUUUAUGGUUUGGGCUCAAGCCGCGCGCAGGAAACUGGCAGACCAAUAUCCUCACCUGCACAACGCCGAGCUGAGCAAAACCCUCGGCAAACUCUGGAGACUGUUGACAGAGAACGAAAAGAGACCGUUUGUGGAAGAAGCCGAGAGACUGAGAGUCCAGCACAAGAAAGAUCAUCCGGAUUAUAAAUACCAGCCGAGGCGACGGAAAAGCAUCAAGCCCGGACAGAGCGAGUCUGAUGCUGGAUCUGAUCUCGCCCAUCACAUGUAUAAAGCUGAACCUGGAAUAGGGCAUGUCGUGGGUUUAUCUGAUCACCACACGGGUCAGGGACCCCCAACGCCACCAACUACACCAAAAAUUGACCUUCAUGGAGGGAAGCAAGAUUUGAAGCACGAGAGAAGACGCCUGCUCGACGGCACUCGACAGAACAUUGACUUCAGCAACGUGGACAUUUCCGAGCUCAGCACAGAUGUCAUCGGCAACAUUGAAACCUUUGAUGUCCAUGAGUUUGACCAGUACUUGCCCCUUAACGGGCAUACCGGAGUCGCGUUGAGCUCAGAACUCGGACACGGGCAGAACGUCGGCUCGGGAGGAGCUUACGGCCACGGCGCGAGCAAUGGGGCGGCCUGGAGUCGCAAAGGGGCUGCGACCUCCACGUCAUCCGGUACGAGUGAAGCGGGACAGCACAGACCGCAUAUUAAAACCGAGCAGUUGAGCCCAAGUCACUUUGGUGAGCACUCGCCCUCGCGCUCCGAGUACGACACGUACGGCGCGCAGACGUGCGUCACGUCCAACACCCCUUCAUUCUCCAACACGCCGUGUGACUAUACAGAUCUUCAAAACUCCAACUACUACAGCCCUUAUUCCAGUUACCCUUCCAGUCUCUACCCGUACCCAUACUUUCAUUCCUCACGGAGACCCAUACUCAAUGGCUUUUCCAUCCCGCCCUCACACAGCCCCACAGCCAACUGGGAUCAGCCGGUUUACACCACAUUAUCCAGGCCGUGACGUUUCUGACCCACUCUGUACUAUUGAAGGAGAGCGUUAGUUGAGAAGACAUUUAUGCCAACUGACACACAAAACAUGAUUGCCCGCUGACUUUUCAUGCUGUUCGAUCACGUUUGACCUUAAAGGAAUUUUCAUUUACAUUCUGAAUUUCAGUUCUGGAAAGAAAUGGAAGUUAAAAAAUCACUAAAAUUCAUGGAAAUUUCAAAGUAAUUUUUCUCAACAUUGACGUAAAUGUUCAUUUGGUUUUGAGGGCAGUCUCUAUAAAGCUAAUUGUAAAGUUUCUUGAAAAUGAAUUGAGUCAAAAGAUCCCAUGAUGAAUUAGUGCCUAUUCAGCCGAAGGAAAUCCUCUCUGAGAGCACCUGUCGCUCCUGUCCCGCGUCUCUCUACACAACUGAAUUGUGUUGCAUUAGUAAAACACGUGUGUGCAAAGAAACAGACGUCUGAGCAACAUACAGAGACGGAAAAAUAAUAAACUCAGCCCAAAUGAUACAUUCCUUUACUGAAAAUGAAACAGAAAAAACUGGCUUGACAGCAUACUUGUGGGUAAAAAUAUCAAUCAUGUGUCCAUUCCAUAUUAUUUUAAAGCCUCUGAGAGACUAAAACUUAGGGUGAUUCAGCGGUUCUGUUCAUGGUACUGAGAGAAUUAAGAUCAGUCAUGGGACCACAGCUGCAGCAGGACAUCAUUUAACAUCACUGGUGAUCACCAACUGUCUGAAAACAUUCAAUAUUAGUUUGAGCGCACAUAAACAUGUCUAAGUCUCUUUACAUUUUCACUGAGGACUUUAAUAAUUGCAGUUUUUAGGCUUUUCAUCUGUCCUCACAAGGUUAUUGUCUGUGGUUUUGUCUUGCGUUCAUUUCAUUUCUGCAUUCCUACAGCAUUUAGUUUUUAACACAGUGCUUCUAAAUGCUUUAUGUAAAACUUGUGUUAUGUUUAGUGUGUUUUUUUUAUAGAAACAUUUUGAUGGGUGUGACACGUAAACACACAAGCAGUGUUUUAUUUACAUGUAAUUUUUUAAUGACUGCAGUGAAUCUUUCGUUUGUGUUAACAGAAACAUUCUUGCUAAUAUUAAUUGCUGGCAAUUUUUGUUAAAAAAAUAAAGUUUUCCCUC
Molecule: messenger RNA, 2442 nt
Organism: Paramisgurnus dabryanus
Lineage: Eukaryota; Metazoa; Chordata; Actinopteri; Cypriniformes; Cobitidae
Gene: sox8b
Product: SRY-box transcription factor 8b
Biological process (GO): neural crest cell development; morphogenesis of an epithelium; negative regulation of transcription by RNA polymerase II
Cellular component (GO): nucleus
Molecular function (GO): RNA polymerase II cis-regulatory region sequence-specific DNA binding; DNA-binding transcription factor activity, RNA polymerase II-specific
Source: RefSeq, a predicted model, not a curated record